Molecule: messenger RNA, 1719 nt
Organism: Xenia sp. Carnegie-2017
Lineage: Eukaryota; Metazoa; Cnidaria; Anthozoa; Malacalcyonacea; Xeniidae
Product: cysteine and tyrosine-rich protein 1-like
Exons: 1
Coding region: 102-833 (243 amino acids)
Source: RefSeq, a predicted model, not a curated record
UCUUGGUUAUUACAGAUUGCAACACAAUAAUUCAAAUCAACAACUGUGUUAGCUGAACAUUUAGAAAAGACUGGAAAAUUAUUUCUUUUUUAUCACUUUCAAUGAAAAAGAUGGCAAACAAGAAGAACUCUAUCAUCUUUAUGCUGUUAUCGCUAUUUACGUGUAUUUGUGUUGCCAAAGAUUGCUUCAAAGAUAGACAUUGUCCUCAUCUUCAAGGAUGCUGUUCUGAUGGCAAAUGCUCGUCUAAUUGCUUCAGGAAAUACUGUGCAUUUACCGCAGAUUGUAAUUCAGGUUUUCGUUGUAAGUACGGCAUUUGUACAAGCGUCAUAUGUUCUUAUGAUAGCGACUGCUCAGCAGGAAAAUCUUGUUGCUAUGAUAGGAAAUGUUCGUCUAGCUGUGUCGGGAAAUUAUGCAUAUCAAACUCGCACUGUGCUUCAGGAGAAUGUUGUGAUAUCCAUUUUAAGUGUAUAUCUGACUGUGGGAAUAUUGCUGGUUGGAUUAUCGUCGUGAUUGUUAUCAGUAUAAUCAUGGUUAUCGCCAUACUUGUUGGAAUAACAAUACUUUGCUGUUGCGCUACUAAAACAUCUUCAACACGAAGUGUUCAGACUGGUAUGAUAGUUACAGAACCGACUACAGAGGGAACCACAGUCAUUGCAAACAAUCAGCAACAGCAUUUACCACAACUGCCACUAAAACCCAUUGGUCCACCUCCAAUGUAUUUUCCUGAAACUCAAGAAUGUUCCAAAGAGCCACCACCAUAUGAACCAAACGAACAUUUCAAUCAACCAGCAGUUAGUGGAAUACCAUCCCAGUCACAAGGCAAUUUUCAGUAAAUAUAGUAUAAAAGGUAUGCCAUACCUAUCACAAGAAAGUCAAUAAACAUAAUAAAUUAUUAAUCAACACAUAUAGCAGACGUAUUAGUUUAGUCAAACUUAAAUAAACUACCGGUGACUAAUCACAUAGCAGGCUCAACUUUAUUUUUCUACUUUAACCUUUUCAAUAGUUUGUCGUUCGAACAUUUAGCAUGGACUUCCAAUUUCAACAAUAUUGUUUAUUUAUAAACAUAACAAUAUUCAUAUCGUAUAAAAACAGUAGAAUUAGUAUAAGAACAGUAAAACUUCACUAUUAUAUGUAUAUAUUGACUAUUAACUAUAUAUUAUUAUUAUAUUCUGCACGUUAGCUCGUGGACCAAUGUGCUCAAAAACACAACUUUCGCUGCACACCUCUCACAACUAAUAAUUUGUGAAUGUUUUUACCAAGAUGCUGACUCAGCAUUUUAAGGUCUUGUCUACCACCGGGCAGACCUGCCAAUUCACCCGCUUUGAUCGACUAUACCCAAAUCUUAAAACAAAUCUUUAGGACACUAGAUUUUCGAUCAUUGAAAGUAAAUGGUGUAAUAUACUUUUUUACUCAUUUCAUAAUAGUCUCGAAUGGUACAGAGAAUUUUUUGGCUUUGAUAACUGUCAAUGACGUCAUCGUGAAUAAAUUGUUGUGCACAUUUUCCACACUUUCUCUUGGAGUAAUGGGGCACCAUUGAUAACUUGCCUAGUUGCUUUUGUAUUAUUUUCGAUAUCACCGUGAAAGAAAAUAUAAUUUGUGAGAGGUGUGCAGCGAAAAUCGUUUUUUGCACACAUUUUUACCGACUGGUCUACGCUCUAUGUUACUCAUACUGAAGUUGAGUGAAUCAUGAAUAAAGUCAGCAAAGCACAGCGUGGGAAA